This is a messenger RNA of Adineta steineri, 2877 nucleotides long. The record is from the annotation of a GenBank genome assembly. Lineage: Eukaryota; Metazoa; Rotifera; Eurotatoria; Adinetida; Adinetidae.
AUGAGUAAUAUUAAUAAUGAUUUUCACAAGAAGAACAGUCGUGUUCUAGAAAAACUUGGUCAAAAAAUAACAAAUUUUAAAGAAGAUAUUGCCGACAAUAUUGAACGUCGCAGACAAUCUCAUAAUAGUAUUAAUUCAAAUCAAAUACAUUAUACAUCAAAAGUAAAUAUGUCAGAUGAUUCAUUGGUUAACGAAAAAAAACCUCCAACACCAACUGAAAAUCAACCGAGUCGUACUGGCGAAGAUGUUCCGACUACUGAACGUCAGUUUUCAAUCUCACAAUUGGCAAUGGGUUUUGGAAAAAAGCCAACAACUGAUACAUUAUCCGCUGCAACAGCUGGCAUGGUACAUAGUGAUUCUAUGCGCUCAUUCAGCGAUAUAUUUUCAACUGAAAAUUCUACGCAAGCUAAAGAUUUAAUAAUGCAUGGUGUACGUAAUGAACUUUAUCGAAGUCAAAGUCGAGCAACAAGUGAAAGUGGUUCAGAAGAAUAUAUUAUACAUAAAGUUGACCCAGUUGAUUUAGCAGCAAAACCAACACUGGUUCGUCUUGAUAAAAGUAUGCGAAAACCAACUAUGUUAUUAGCUGGACCAAAAUUUCGUUAUCAUACUGUUGAACCUGAAUUUGAUCUAAAAAAAAAUACAAUUUAUCCAAUAUCGGGUGCUGUUGCAUUUUUUGCAUUACUCAUAACAUUAUGGAAACCAUUUUCAGCAUUUUUUAGUGGAUUUUUUGUUGGAUUUAUGAUUAUUGCAGCUAUUGCUUAUAUGUUAACACGGAUUUAUGUGCAUUUUAAAGCUGAUGAAAGUGUUGUUCAUGAAUGGAUUGAUUUUCCUGAAUUAGAAAAAUUUCAUGAAGCUAAAACACCUAAAGAAGAUAAACAUACAACUUUACAUACAUGUGGAGAAAUUCUUUUUGGUAAAUAUGAUGCUGAUCAAGAUGAUAAUUACGUUCGUUAUCCAGUUGUUCUUCGUUUGGAAAAUUAUCACCUUACUAUUCAAUUACCAACACAAGCUAAAGAAGAAGAAAACAAAGAUAGAGAAGUGCGAUUUGUUGGACAUCGAGAAUAUAUUCUCAACGAAGCGAACAUUAUGCUUGUUCCUGAAGCAACAAUGACCCGUAUUAAAUAUUGGGUUCAUGAAUAUCCAAUUAUUGUACAAGAUCUAAAAUUAUUAGGCCCAGAAAUUUAUAGUCAUGAAUUUGCAGAAAAGUCAAAAUUUGAUACAGAUGAUUUUUUUAAUAAUACUCAAACAGCAAUUAGUAUUUUCUUUGAAACUGGACCUGAUAAAGAAGAUUGGUUUCACAAAUUAUCACUUGUAUUACGUCGGGGCAAAGAAGAAAUUGAACGUGCUACUCUUGCUUCAAUGGGUGCACCAUCAGCACCUUCAGUUGCUGCUAGUUCUGCACCUACAGCAUUGAAUAUGAUAGCCCAAAGUAUUCCUGAUGUACAAAUUCCAACAUUAGGUACACGUGCUAGUGAAAUGCAACCAAAUACAACUAAUCUUGAAGAACGUGUACAAAUGAAACAAGCUGAAUCUGUUGGUCCACCUUAUGCUGAUACAACAGCAACAGAAAAAGGUGAUACAGAAGCACUUCGUAGUCAAAUUAAUGAAGCUGAUAUUCGUGCUGAUAUGGCUCAAGCUCGUGUAACUGCACAAGAAUUACGAACUGAAACAUUAGAAAAAGAAAAAGAAAAAGAUAAAAAAUCGAAUGAUAAAGAUGCAGACAAAGAUAAGGAAGCUACAGGUUCACAUCAAACAGCAUCAACGAAAAAAAAACUUCGUAAACAAGAAGAAAAUCUUGAACGUAUACUUGAUCAACCUGAUUGUCUUGAUGAAGCAGCUAUAACAUUAAAUUUUCUUGCACGCCGAUUACUUUGUGAUGUUUUCGAAGAACCAUUAUUCAAAGAUUUAAUGAAAGAAAAAAUUGAACUCAAAUUAAAAGAAAUUGCUGUAUCUGUAUUAGACGAUCUUCAUGUUGAAACAAUUGAUUUAGGAAAUACAUUUCCUGUUAUACUUAAAGUUGAACCAAUGCAAUUUAAUGCAAAAGGAAUUUGGUUUAAUUUAUUCUUUUUCUAUCGAGGCAGUUUUAAAAUUACAAUUAAAACUCGUUUGGUUCUUCAACGAUUACUUAAUUAUAAUCCUACAUAUGAUCAACCAAUGUAUGCUCAACAUCAUUCGGGUCAACCUACUAAUACUGAUGAAAAAAUUGAUGAUGAUGAUCUUCUUCAAAGACAGAAAUUAUUAGCUAAGGAACCGGAAAUACCUGAAAAUGCCGCAGCACGUAAAUUAGGUGCUUUAUUGACAAAAGUUGCUGCGAACAAACAUUUUCAACGUUUUGCGGCAUUAAAACCAGUUGCUGGUGUUAUUGAAAAAUUAUCUAAUGCUGAAGUUGGUGCAAAAGUUGAACUAUCUAGUUUUAGUGGUAUGAUGACUAUUAACAUUCCACCACCACCAAGUGAUCGUAUAUGGAUUGGUUUUCCUGAAAUGCCUGAUCUUAAUCUUAAAGUGACACCUGUCUUUGGUGAAAGUAAAUAUUCAUAUACAUUAAUUCAUGAUUUUCUUGAAGCACGUAUUCGCGAUGAAAUUAAACGUAUGGCUGUACUUCCAUCGAUGGAUGAUCAAUUAUUACCAAUAUUUCGUGAUUGGGUUAUUGAUGUUAUUGGUGAAAUUGCAUCAAAACCAGGCAAUCCAUUAGUUGAUACGCUUAAAAGUCAAACAUCAUUUCGAGAUAAAUUUCAAGAACAAAAAGAUCUUAAAGAACUUAAUCGUGGUGGUUCAUCAUCACCACCAGAAAAACCUAAAUCAACCAAUAGAUUACCAGAACAAUCGUAUAUGAAUGAUCCUAACGAAGAACUUGGAGAAGAAAUGACCCAGUUUUAA